UUUCAGUCAAUCAGAAAGCGAUUAUCUAAUUAAUUUUACGAGUGAAUUUCUGUCUUCCAUGCGAGCGCAUGAGAGGCUGAAUUCUCCACAGACCAAAGAGUCUCACACUGUCUUUGUGUCGCAGAGUAUCCACAGCAACCAGCAGAGACUGAAGCUCCGUCUCAUAAUACUAUCAAAUCUUCUCUACUCUCCCUGCUCAUAUCAAAUCUCAUCUAAACUCAGGAAAUAUUGAUUAUUUCAAGUGCCUGAGCAGAAGGAAACAUAUUAUACCUCCAAAUAAGGUAUUUCGAGAUAUGCAGAGAAUCACACUGUGGGAGCAAAUAGAAAGAAAAAAAAGUAAUUUCUAAUAACUUCUCUGGGGAGUAAGAAGUAGGAGGACUUAGAGGGAGAGAAUCGAGCGAUGGUUAAUGAAUUUUCAGUGUUGACGGGGGGAUGGCGUCUGUAUAAAAGAGAGGGAGAGAUGGCAGGAACCAUGGUGAGUGGAGAUCCACUGACUGAGGAGCAGCUGAGAGCGUCAGGAGCGCAGAAGGAAGCAGAAACUCCUGCCUACGAGACACAAAGGCUGCAGAGAACGUCUGACGUUUCCUGCGAGGCUUCGUUUGCUGCUCCACAAGUCUGAAAGAAUUCUCAAAGUUGCCUUCAGAAAAUUAUCCCCCUCUUGGGAAAGAACUUUUUUCCAAACUUAAAAGUCAUUUUCGGAAAAGGAAGCUCAGGAUGCCGGUGAUGAAGGGCCUCCUCGCUCCACAGAACACCUUCCUGGACAGCAUUGCUAACCAUUUUGAUGGAACUCAUUGCAACUUUCUUCUGGGAAAUGCUCUCGGUCGCCAUGGCUACCCCAUUGUCUACUGCUCGGAUGGGUUCUGUGAGCUGACUGGCUUUGCCCGGACCGAGGUGAUGCAGAAAUCCUGCACCUGCGGCUUUCUUCACGGCGCCGAGACCAGCGACGGCGUGCUGCAGCAGGUCCACAAAGCUCUGGAGGGCCGGCGGGAGUUUCAGGGAGAAAUCUGCUUUUAUCAGAAAAACGGAAGUCAGUUUUGGUGCUUUCUGGAUGUUGUCCCAAUUAAAAACGAGAAAGGUGAGGUGGUGCUGUUCCUGUUAUCCUUCAAAGAUGUCAGUGAAUCCCAUGAGAGGAGCCACCGCUACACUCCAGGAAAUGGUUUGGCAGAUUCUAAUGAAAGCAGUCGGGGAAACCAAUCAGACUUCACCUACGUUCAAGACCGAGGGAGGACCAUCCUCCAUCACUUAUGCAACUUUUUUCCAAAGAGGAGCAAAAGAAAACUCACAAAUUAUAAAAAAAUCCCGAAACUAUUGCUCGCACUUCGUCUCCAUUUUCACUCGGCAGAGGUGUCAAAACACAUCUGUCACACAACUUCUGUUUUACAACAAGUUUGUCUGCGAGCAGACGAGGUUACCGAAUUAACUCGCCGUCUGUCACACCUUGUUUCCCUCCAGUGUCAACGAGGUGUUUUCAGCUGUUUUUCUGCUUUUGUCUGCUAUGAAUCCAUCUUUUUCACGUGUUGCACGCUUCUUUUUGCAGAUAUCGUUCUGAAUUUCCGCACCACCUAUGUGAGUCAGUCGGGUCAGGUGGUGUAUGACAGCCGCUCCAUCUGCAUACAUUACUGCACCACCUGGUUCUUUGUGGAUCUGAUCGCAGCGCUGCCCUUUGACCUUCUCUACGCUUUCAACAUCACUGUGACGUCCCUGGUGCACCUGCUGAAGACGGUGCGUCUGCUGCGUCUGCUGCGCCUGCUGCAGAAGCUGGACCGGUACUCCCAGUACAGCGCCGUGGUCCUGACCCUGCUCAUGUCUGUGUUCGCCCUGCUCGCUCACUGGAUGGCUUGCAUCUGGUACGUCAUUGGGCGAAAGGAAAUCGAAAGCAGCGACCCCAUUACCUGGGAGAUAGGCUGGCUGCAGGAGCUGGGAAAGCGUCUGGAGACUCCGUACAUCAACAGCACCACGGGGGGCCCCUCCAUGCCCAGUGCCUACAUCGCCUCUCUCUACUUCACCCUCAGCAGUCUCACCAGUGUCGGUUUUGGUAAUGUGUGCGCCAACACAGACGCAGAAAAGAUCUUCUCCAUAUGCAUCAUGCUCAUUGGAGCUCUGAUGCAUGCAGUGGUCUUUGGGAACGUGACCGCCAUCAUCCAACGCAUGUAUUCACGCCGCUCGCUCUACCACACACGCAUGAAGGACCUCAAGGACUUCAUCCGUGUGCACCGGCUGCCGCAGCAGCUGAAGCAGAGGAUGCUGGAGAACUUUCAGGCCACCUGGUCAGUCAACAACGGCAUCAAUGCUAAUGAGCUGCUCCGUGAAUUCCCGGAUGAGCUGCGAGCUGACAUUGCCAUGCAUCUGAACAAGGACAUCCUGCAGCUGCCUGUGUUUGAGCGAGCCAGCAGAGGGUGUCUGCGUUCCCUCUCCCUGCACAUCAAGACUUCCUUCUGCGCACCCGGAGAAUACCUCAUCCGCCACGGAGAUGCUCUACACGCAAACUAUUUCGUCUGCUCCGGUUCCUUGGAGGUCCUGAAAGACGGCGUGGUUCUGGCCAUCCUGGGCAAAGGUGACCUGAUCGGGUCCGACUUACCGGAGCACGACCAGGUGAUCAAAACAAACGCCGAUGUCAAGGCGUUGACCUACUGCGACCUGCAGUACAUCAGUGUGAAGGCUCUGAAGGAGGUUCUGAGGCUUUACCCAGAAUACAGCAGCCGCUUCAGCUUUGACAUCCACUUCAACCUGACCUACAACCUGAGAGAGGGCAGUGAAGCCAAUGAAAUUAGGAGAUUUCCAUGGACGCCUAAACAGUCUCAGUGUGGUGUAGAUCACAACCUCCCAUCCAUCAUCGAGGCAGCCGGCGCAGAACAAGAGAACAAGAAAUACUCGCAGGAGAGCCGAGUUCCUCUUCUGCAGGGUCUUCACAGUCCUGUCCAUCAGCCGAGCCUCGGCACCGCCGGAGAGGAGCUUCAGCACAUCCGAGCGCUCAGCUGGUGUCGAUCACCUGCUCAGGGAAGCAGAGGCCCCUCUCCUCAGCCUUUUCUCAGCGAUGAACUCCCCCGAUCUCCUUUGCUGGGUCUCAACGAUCACUCAGGCCUGAGCCAUCGACCUGCUAAAUUGCUUAUUCCAUCAUUGCCUUGUGUAAGCCCUUUAAACUUGAGCCCCAGGGUUGUGGACGGAAUUGAAGACAAUGGCCACACUUUUCAAUUUAAUGAGCAGAGCGAGACAAAAAUCAAAGUGGCAGACCAGCUGCAGAUAAGUGCUAACCUGAUUCUGGAGACGGAAGAAGUGAGACAGAGCAUCGGAAAACUUAACAAAGAGGUGAACAACUUGAACGAUGAAGUGUCCAACCUGGCAAAGGAGCUCCACGAUCUAAUGCAAUUCCUGCACUGUCAUAUACCAAAGCCCAACAACAGCUCCUGUGCUGGGACGACUACCAGCAUCUGGCAGGCCUCUGCUCCUUCCUCUGAACUGCACCAUCACCUUGAAACCAUAAACCACGUGGAUAGAAAUCCAUGUGUCUGCGGUGGAUUCGCUUCUCCAACUUGUUUGCACCGUUGCUGCUCCGACAGAGAAGGACCCCCGGCUCACGGACACAAGAACCAGGUUCAUGCAACCAGGGUAGUCCCAAGCUCCCCCUACAUGAUCCACCCUCAUCCCCAGAGAGGUUCGUCGCUGCUGAGCAUCAGUUCAGCCUUCACUAGUUACCCAGUGAUUUGUCAGAGCCCACAGGUCAUCUACAACUCACCCAUCCUCUCAAGGCACAGCUCUCACCCCCUAUGUUCUACAGUAAACUGUGGACACACCCAACCAUCAUUCAGUUUCCUAGGCAACCCCAACGUCUCGCAAAAACUAUCCCCUUCUCGGAUACCUGAUAACUCCCCCAUCAGUUCUGCUGGAUUAUCCUUGAGCUCUCUGGCAUCUUCAGGAGUCCACAGUCCGGUGUGUCAACCGAAUUGUAGCAAUGGUCCCAGACAAAAUGACCCGGUAGGAUCCAGUCCUGUUCACAACAAACAUCAGUGUUCUCUGGUGGAGCCGGGGUCAAACAAAGAGAGCUCAAGUUCACUGUGUCAAGACGAUGCAGACGUGACCAUACAGGACUAACACAAUGAUCAUAUCAGUGUUUGGUUCUCCUCAUGUAUGAUCAGAUGUGUUGUAGCCAUUGACUGUAUAUGAGAGCUGGGCAGAGUGAGCCUGACGUCAACAACUCACUUAUGGUUCCAACGAAAUGAAGUUUCACAAUGUCGCCAUGUUGGAACCAGACGAUGUAAGUAAGCAAUGAUUGGUCCGAGCCGAUCUGAGUCCAUAUUUCUACGGCAACCACUCUUGCCUUCCACUCGAUGGAUACUUCCUGUUUGGAACACAAGGGGGGAGGAGUCACUCAGUCCAGUUCUCAUAUACAGCCAAUGGUUAUAGUGCUAAAGUGUAAUAAAGUCCAUCUCCAGUCAUCUUUUGAGCACUUUUAAAAGCAUCUCCAGUCAUCUUUUGUGCCGUUUUAAGGCAACAUCAAAAUACCUGUGUCGUUUUUGGGACAUAUUUUCGGAAGAUUUUCUUUAAAAAAAACUUUUGGAACAUACGUGUAUAUUUGUAUAUAUAUUUUACAUGUUUGAGUCUUUUGGGUGGAGACCUUGAAUAAUCUAUUUGGGUUUUUGCCUCUUUCUGCACUUUACUUGACUUUCUUUUAUGAAUCCUUGUUAUGUAUUUUAUUUGUGCUAAACAAUAAACAGACAAACAAAAGUU
This is a messenger RNA of Oryzias melastigma (Indian medaka), 4725 nucleotides long. It is a transcript of the gene kcnh4a, whose product is annotated as potassium voltage-gated channel, subfamily H (eag-related), member 4a. Gene Ontology annotation, cellular component: membrane. The record is from RefSeq and is a predicted model, not a curated record. The transcript is spliced from 16 exons. Bases 715 to 4089 code for a protein of 1124 amino acids. NCBI's taxonomy places the organism in Eukaryota, Metazoa, Chordata, Actinopteri, Beloniformes, Adrianichthyidae. Gene Ontology annotation, biological process: regulation of membrane potential; potassium ion transmembrane transport. Gene Ontology annotation, molecular function: voltage-gated potassium channel activity.